Molecule: messenger RNA, 513 nt
Organism: Ctenocephalides felis (cat flea)
Lineage: Eukaryota; Metazoa; Arthropoda; Insecta; Siphonaptera; Pulicidae
Product: flexible cuticle protein 12-like
Exons: 3
Source: RefSeq, a predicted model, not a curated record
AUAUUUUUGUUCUCGGCAAUUUUCUCCGCACAAGUUGUUUAUGGUCUGCAACAUGAUAAAGGAGACUAUAGACCUGAAACUUAUCCUUAUGAUGACGGAAAAUAUAGGCCGAUUGGCGACGAAGGAAAAUAUUAUCACGUAAGCGACGGCGAAAGAGGUCCCUAUUAUUCACGAUAUGGAUUCGGAAAAUAUACCGGAAAAUAUUUACCUGAUCCAAAAGGAAAAUACAAGAGGCCUGUCGUAACAACUCCAAAAUACGAUGAGGGAGGUGCUAGGAUAAUUCAACAAAGGCAUGGAUUUAAGAAUGACGCAUAUCAUCAUUAUUAUGAAACAGAAAACGGUAUAUUCCACGUCGAGCACGGAAAAAUAAUAAACGCCGGAACAGAUGCUGAAACGAUUCACACGAAUGGUUUUUACGAAUACACUGGUACUGAUGGCAUGCUGCACAGAGUUGAGUACUCAGCAGGAAAACAUGGUUUCAUCGCAAAAGCCGCCCGAUUGCCGGCACCGUGA